Messenger RNA from Penicillium atrosanguineum, 993 nucleotides. RefSeq lists its product as uncharacterized. NCBI's taxonomy places the organism in Eukaryota, Fungi, Ascomycota, Eurotiomycetes, Eurotiales, Aspergillaceae. The transcript has 2 exons. The record is from RefSeq and is a predicted model, not a curated record. The coding region runs from base 1 to 993 and encodes 330 amino acids. Gene Ontology annotation, biological process: secondary metabolite biosynthetic process.
AUGUCCUUGUUCCUAUUCCGCCAAAAGGGACUCGAGAGAUACCCAGAUAUGGCGCGCAACCCCAUCUCUAUUAAUCAGUGUGUCUGGGAAGAAUAUCUCUCUGCACAGGAGGCUAGUCUCCCCCCUCUUGCCGAUGUCCAAAGCCUCAGCGAGCGUGUUAUUCGGGUUAUGGGAGGGAACCCCGGAGAGAUGCAGUUGCAAGGAACCAACACAUACCUCAUCGGAACUGGACGAUCUCGAAUUCUAAUUGAUACAGGCCAGGGCAUGCCCAUCUGGGCAGCAAACAUCACCAAUCUCCUCGAAGAAAAAAACCUCGAGAUAUCUCACGUUCUCCUCACCCACUGGCACGGUGACCAUACCGAGGGAGUUCCCGAUCUCAUAAUCUACGACCCCCGCCUCGCUUCUCGCAUUUACAAAAACCGCCCAAGCCCAGACCAACUCCCAAUAGAAAAUAACCAGAUCUUCAACACCGAAGGCGCCACUGUCCGCGCUCUCUUCACCCCUGGCCAUGCAAACGACCACAUGUGCUUUAUUCUGGAAGAAGAGAACGCCCUUUUCACUGGUGAUAACGUCCUUGGCCACGGGUACAGCGUCUCCGAGAAUCUAGGCGACUACAUGCGAAGCUUGGAGAUAAUGGGCGACCAGAAAUGCGCUACUGGGUACCCUGCACACGGAAUCAAGAUUCUCAAUUUGCCGCGUACGAUCAAGUUCUAUAUUCGGCAUAAGAAGCUGCGUGAGAGUCAGAUUUACCAUGCUCUUACGAAGGCUGAUCGAACGCAGCAGAAUACUCGCGGAAGUUUGACGGCGAGGGAGCUGGUUCAUGCGCUUCAUGGGGAGAUUCCGGAGGAACUUUUUAAGAAUGCUUUUGAGCCGUUCAUGACAGAAUCUCUUUGGAAGUUGGCGGAGGAGAGAAAGGUUGGGUUUGAGGUUGUUAGAGGCGGUCGGAAAUGGUUUUUGAACAAAAGGGCUUGGGCGGUUGGACCUGUUGCUUGA